Bemisia tabaci is the source of this 5386-nucleotide messenger RNA. It is a transcript of the gene smid, whose product is annotated as nuclear valosin-containing protein-like smid. Gene Ontology annotation, biological process: ribosome biogenesis. NCBI's taxonomy places the organism in Eukaryota, Metazoa, Arthropoda, Insecta, Hemiptera, Aleyrodidae. Gene Ontology annotation, cellular component: nucleus. The record is from RefSeq and is a predicted model, not a curated record. Gene Ontology annotation, molecular function: RNA binding; ATP hydrolysis activity; ATP binding.
AUGGCCUCAUCGUUUUAGGUUAUGUUACCCGCCGAAUUCGGCUAGUGGACUGUGAUUUUAAAAUUAAACUCGUAAGUUAAGAGCUCUUGCAAUAUGCCGAAUUAUUUCACGAAAAAUAGACAUCCGAAUAAUCCUCCCUUUCAUUUUUCGGAUCCUCAACUUGUACCACGUGUGCGGCAGUAUAUCGAUGAAAAUAGGAACAGGCAGUAUGUUGACGUUACAAUGAUGGCAGAUAGUUUGCAGCAAAGGUAUCCUCGAGAUUACGCAAGGAGGAAAAGAAUUGCCUUCCGUGGAAUGGUUAGCAGAGCUUAUCAGUACCUAUUGCAACAAAAUGAUUAUAACGGAAGAGAUAAUUCAUACUCAUCCCACAACAAUUCAAAUAUCAACUCCUCUUUUACAAAUGAUUCUAGUAAUGGGCAAAGUAGAGCUGAUGAAGAGGAUAAUCAAGAUGAUGAUGAUAUCAUUGUAGACGUCCCAGAGAAAGAACCAAAUUUAGUCAACAAACAGCUCGCAAACCUCUAUGCAUCAUCUCCCAAUGUGAAGAAAAACAAUCCUAAUACAAGCACACCUGGACAAACUGAUCAAGAAUUAAUCAAUCUAAGUAGUGAUGAUGAAAGCAAUUCAGAGCAGAUGAAUUCAAGGAAACGUACAAAAAUUUCAAAAAUAGCUGAUGAUACUGAAAUAUCUGUUACAUCGCCAGCGCCCACUGAACCGCUUCCAUCUCAGGUUCCUCCGAGUUCUGAAGUUCCUGCUCCCAAAGGUCAAAAACGGAAAGCAGGCGAAGGGUCUCUAAUUCCACCUUUAUCGUUGCUUCGUAGGAAGAAGAGAGAAAUCCCUCUGACCAAAUCAACGGUUACUCUGAAAGAUGUCGGUGGAAAUCGGAAAACUGUCGAAGAAGUAAUCAAACUUUUAAUUCAUCUGAAACAUCCAGAAGUGUAUAAAACCAUAGGAGUUACAUUACCCAGAGGGUUUCUCCUUCAUGGACCUCCAGGCUGUGGAAAAACUCUUCUUGCUCAUGCAAUUGCUGGGGAAUUAGACCUGCCAUUGCUAAAAGUUGCUGGACCUGAACUAGUUGCUGGAGUGUCAGGUGAAAGUGAAGAAAGAAUAAGAGAUUUGUUUGAGCAAGCCGUCUCCUUAGCACCUUGUAUUUUGUUUAUUGAUGAAGUUGAUGUAAUUAGUUCGAGGCGAGAGUCUGCCCACCGUAAUAUGGAACAGAGGAUAGUAGCGCAACUUUUAUGCUCUCUCGAUAAUUUAGAUAAUGCAGAGAAAGGAAAUCAAGUAUUAGUCAUUGGUGCAACCAAUCGUCAUGACAGUAUGGAUCCUGCUUUAAGGAGAGCUGGAAGAUUUGAUCGAGAAAUCUGUCUUGGAAUUCCUGACAAAAAAUCAAGGUUACAAAUUCUUCAAAUUCUAGUGACCAACAUGAAACUCUCCAAGAAUGUUAGUCUUGAACAGCUAGCAGCAUUGACACCAGGUUACGUUGGCGCAGACCUGAAAUCAUUGACAAGAGAAGCAGCUAUCGCAGCUGUCAGCAGAAUUUGUGAGGAUGUCAAGAACAAAAGGUUGAAAGUGAUUCAGUCAAAUGAUAAUGCUAAAAACAAAGAGAGCAAGGAUGAUGACAUCACUAUCGAUGAAAAUUCUCAAGAUAUAACAAUCUUACCAGAACCUGAGAAGACCAAUGAAACAUCGGACAAAAACUCAGACUGUGAUAUUGUGGAAGUUGAAUCCAAGAGCAAUGAAGCCGAGAAAAGUGAAACUAAAGAAAAAAAUGGUGAAGAUGUUAUUGUAGAGAAAAGUUUUGUCUUAACAGAAGAUAGGUUGAAAGAAUCAAUUAGCAAUUAUUAUGGAGACGAAAAAAAGGAGUCAGAUGUAAAAGAAACGGAAGAUUCCAGCAAGGAAGUACAACCAAUGGAAGUUGAGGAAACCAAUGAAGCAAACAUGAAAGAACCAGCAAAUGAUUCUGAAAAGGUUCCUCCGGAAUCAGAUAAAAGUAAAUUUUAUUGCAGCUUCGGCUUAAACUCGAAAGAAGCUAUCGAUGAGUCAAUUGAAAGUCUAUUGGAGUGGUUGCGUGACAAGACGCCACUGAGUGAAGCAGAACUAUCGGAGUUGUUUGUUGAAUUUGCUGAUUUUGAGAAAGCUUUAAAAACAGUUCAACCAUCAUCGAAGAGAGAAGGUUUUGCUACCGUACCUGACGUCACCUGGAAUGAUGUUGGCUCCCUCAAUGACAUUCGACAAGAACUGCAAAUGGCAAUUCUGGCCCCAGUUCAGCACUCUGAGUUAUUUACACGUUUGGGUUUAACUGCUCCAACUGGUGUGUUGCUAUGUGGUCCUCCAGGCUGUGGAAAGACGCUCCUUGCCAAGGCUGUUGCUAAUGAAGCUGGAAUUAAUUUCAUAUCUGUAAAAGGUCCUGAGUUGCUGAACAUGUAUCUUGGAGAAAGUGAACGAGCUGUAAGACAGUGUUUCGAAAGAGCCCGCAACUCGCAGCCAUGCGUAAUUUUCUUUGAUGAAUUAGAUGCUCUUUGUCCGAAGCGUUCAGAAUCCAGGGAUAGUGGAGGAGGAAUGAGAGUUGUCAACCAACUUCUUACUGAGAUGGAUGGCGUAGAAGGAAGGCAAAGCGUAUUCUUAAUGGCAGCAACAAACAGGCCUGAUAUGAUUGAUCCUGCUGUCUUAAGACCAGGACGUUUAGACAAAAUUCUGUACAUAGGACUUCCGUCACCUGAAGGAAGAGUAGAUAUUUUAAAAGCUCUCACUAAGAAUGGCACGUGUCCUGCUCUGCACUCGGAUGUAAACCUAAAUGAAGUAGGACUCAGUGAGUUGUGCGAAGGGUUUUCUGGUGCUGAUCUUGCUGCCCUUGUUCGAGAAGCAGGAGUCCAGGCGCUUAGGGAGUACUUAGAAGAACCAUCAUCAGUGUUAGGAGGCCUUGAAUCCAUUUCCCUUAGGCAUUUCGAGGCUGCAUUGAAGAAAAUACGAAAAUCAGUAUCUGAUAAGGAUCAAAUAUAUUAUGAAAGACUACGCUUACUAUAUUCACCCUCAUCAGCUAGUUCGAAGAAGAAAGUGACCGAAAGUGACAAUGCAUCAAGCUCUAAAAGUUGACUUGGAUAAGAGACGCCUCAUACCAUGGUUUUGCAGUAUUUUUUGUGAACUCAAAUUUCUCCGAUCCACCAAAGAUUUCUCAUUUUUGGCUCCCCUUCAUUUUUAAUUUUUUACAAUAGAAUUAUGAACUACUUCAAUAAUGUACCAAUAAUUGUUCGGUAAAUUGCGAGCAAAUGAAAAGUAUCAAUAUCGUAUUGAAAUUUAAAGAAUUCUACUUUUGCCAGUGUCAGAAAUGGUGGCAAAUAAAUUUUAAAUUUCAUAGUCUCUCUUUGAAAUUGCCGUUUCAAUAUUUAGAUUUAAGAUCAAUAAAUACCAAAGUAUGCAUGUGAGUUUUAUGUAUCGUGAGAAAAAAUGUUUCUCGUAAAGUUUCAAAAGCUAAAACAUCACCUGAGUUAAGGUGAUUUGUCUGGUAUGGUUGAACUAGCAAGGAAUAUAUCGACCAUGUCAGAAUCAGGGGCAAAUCACCUUGAAAAAAUAUGUAAAUAUUAAUUUUAUCAUGCGCGCGCAAAACUUACAUGCAUUCGUUACAUGUACAAAUAAGAGGUGUUACCUAAAUUCAUUGAUAGGGUCAAAAGUUCUUUUAGAAAGGGUGUUUCCAAUUUACUUCAGUAACUUUAUAUUCCCACUUCAGAUUAAUAUAAUAGAAGUAUGUAUUCUCAAGAAAUUUACUUAAUGGUGGGGCCAAGGAGAGUCGGAAGAAAACCGUCCCACUAAAUAUGUAACACCUUUCUGGUGAAAUAAUUACCUGUAAAAUUUUUCUGUCACUCUUUAAGGGAUAUUCAUGGGUUAUUUUUUUUUCUUAUUUUUUCUUUCUUUAUGAUUGCUUCAAUUUUAUUUGUAAAUUAGAAAAUAUGCCUAAGUCAAUUUCUUUCCUCAAUGAUCUUCAAUCAAGUAAUAAAAUUGCCAUUUCUAUGACUCUUGUUUCCAGACGUGUAUAUAUGUAUUCAUGACUUUUUUACCGGUGAAAUAUGUAUUUUUACCAGGAUUUUCCAAUAUGCUGUCUUUGAUCGAUUAUUUUUACUUUUUUGUAAUUUUUAUCCUGAAGGGAGAACUAAAGUUACAUUUUAAUUUUUUGUUACUCGCAAAUAAAUUGUUCCACAAUUUUAAGCAAACUAUCAAGCUCUAAGAGUUUUUGAAAUUGGAAAAAAAAAACAUAAGUAUUUCUUUCCCUCGGGAAAUACACCAAUGAAGUGUGUAAUGAAAUUCUAAAACUUUUUCAUUUUUACUAUUUAGUAUUUUCUCUUUUUCAAUUUUUCUCUUUUUAUUUAUUUUUUUUUUCAUAAUUAUUUUAUAAAUGUUUAUAAUGUGCACUCUCUUUUUCGGUGUAGUUUAUCCUGAUGUAACAGAUACUGGUGCUGUAAGGUAAUAGAUACUUUCCUCAGUUUUGUCUAUCCAAUAUACAUUCUUUCUUCAUUGUCAAGAGCCUCUAAGACCAAUAUACCUGUUCGGCGUUUGUGCAAUUUGUAAAGCAGGCAGUGCUGUGUGCAGCUCACAUUUUAAUACAACUUUUGUUUAAGGUGAUGUAAACAACUGGAAUCCGAGAACCGAAUAAUGUCCGCAAUAAAUGUCUUUUUAUCUUUCAUAAUUUUCGAUUCACCAAUGCUUGAUCAGCCAGGUGGACAACACAUGCACAGUCCUCGUUUGCAUGCUGCGAUUUGUUGAUACGUAAAUGACCUGUUUUCUCAUAGAAUUUUGAUGUAGACAGAACAAAAAAAAGUAUCGAAAAAUGUUUUCCAUCAUUUAUUUACUACAGGUACCCUUUCUUUCAUUCCAUCUCUUGAAAAUUGAAAAUAGUAUCGAAACACUGCACUGACUAUUUUUACAGAUUUACUGAAAGCUGUCCUAUUUUUUUCUCUCUUUCCUAUUUUAAAGGAAAACUAUCAACUUUAAAAGAAUGAUAAAGUGAUUAAUAUUAGAUUCAUUGGCAAUUGAGAAAGCGUAAGUUCUCAUCUCUUUGUGGACUUCCUCUCUUUUGCAGAUCUCUCUCUUGAAUUGAUAUUGAAUCUCUCCUGUCGUCCUUAAAAAUUUCUUCAGCCCACAGACUGUGUAAGAUAUUUUUUUUUUACUUAUUUAUUUUUAAAUAUUCAUUUCCAGACAGUUAAACGUACAGAUGGCAGGCUCAGUGAGCCACACUAGUUUUACGUAAACUAUUUUCAUGUUUUAAACCAUAAGUAAUUCAAAUUGAGCAUGUUUGAAUGUAUGUUUGCUUAGAACUUAUGGAGGGAUUAUUACUGGAAACAAUCAGUUGUAAAUUUUCUAAAUACUCAGUCAAAUAAAUUUUUCACAUGAAGCACUA